CUGGAGCCUCAGCUCUCACAGCUGUUGUCGGAGGAUGUUCAAACUAACCUGAAAAAGUCCCUUUAAGACAAGUGCUGGAUUUCCUUUGACAACCAAAAUGAAAAACACAACAGGGACAGAUUUCUGAAAUCACACAAGUUGCCUUGUUUGCAAACAAAAUUCAUUGUGACUCCAUGGAGCAGGCUUAUAUAGAAUCUUUUGUUUUUCUCCUGGUGUGCUGUGUUGUGGCUAUUUAACUGUAGUUUUGAAGUGUUUUUGGAACAUUAAUAGUGACCUGUGUCCAUCUCCGUCCUUAGCAUUUGGAUGGUUUUAUCGAUAUGAGGGGAAACUGCUGUCAAGCAAGGUAGAGUCUACUCACUGAGUUCUGUGUGGUGUUUAUUGUAUUAACGGGUCAUUAUCAUGACGGUGUGGCAGUUUGGAUGUUUUAAUCUUGAGUUUUGCUGUGAUUUGAACAUUGGUACAUAGUUUGGUGUCACUAGCUAGAUGUGCAUGUCAUGCUGUGGGGUGUGAAGCAGAUUGGGCCCGCCCCCUGCACUUUUAUGACUAACUGAUAACACCUCAGAAAGGAGAAAAGAAGAAGAAAAAGAAGAAAGUGUCCAACACAGACACACUGCAGGAGCUUCGGAAAAACAAGAAGGAGAUGGAGUUUGAGUUGAAACUUGCCAAGGAGAAGGAGGAGAUGUAUGAACGAGAGAAGCAGCUGAAGAUCAAUCGGCUGGUCCAGGAGGUUUCCGAGACUGAGAGAGAAGACCUGGAGGAGUCGGAGAAGGUGCAGCACUGGGUGGAGCGUCUUUGUCAGACUAGGAUGGAGCAGAUUUCGUGUGUGGAGAACGAAUCCCCAGAGCUCUCCCCGCCACGCUCUCCUGCCUCUGAACCGAGGGUGAAGCGUUUCCCUGGCGGCCUCCACCUCGCCACCACUGAUCUUGAUGACAUCAACCUGGACGAGGUAGAUCAGAGCCUGAGGGGCCCUCUUAAGAGACUUGCCCCCACCCAGCCCAGUACCAGCCAGCCUCCCCCUCCCCUACCUCUCCCUCCACCCUCACCCAAACUGAACCCCACCAUACCCAGCUACUCCCCUCCUUCCUCUCGGGCAGCGCCACAGCAACGACCUCCUUCUCCCCGUGCUGCUGGAAGACCUCCUUCUGCCCCCUCCAACUUGAACAACAAGGGACGCAGGCCUCACCCUCACCAUCACCCACAGCCCCACCCUCACCAUCACCCACAGCCCCACUCUCACCCACAGCCCCACCCUCACCAUCACCCACAGCCCCACUCUCACCCACAGCCCCACCCUCACCAUCACCCACAGCCCCACCCUCAUGCUUCCAAACCUCCUCGCUCACCGUCAUCUCAUCUUCCUCCUCCACCUCAGUCUUCUUGGCCUCCAUCAUCUCCUCAGCCUGCUCCUCGCCCACCUCCUCCCCCACCCCCUCCUCCUCCACCACCUCCUCCUCCCCCGCCUCCACCACCCCCACAACACUCAGAGGAACGAGUGGGAACCCUCAGCGGGUUUCGACAGCAUCAUCACUUUCAACACCCUCCCAGUCCUCCAGAGCGCAGGAGUGAGUGGGAGGCGGGUGGAUACCUCCCAAGAGGAGGGAUUUACUCAUCCAACACCAGUGAAAUGUCCUACCCAUCCAGCCCAAAGGUUUUGAGAAAUACUUCCCAUGCCAGCCGAAUUUCAAGUGCAAGCACUCCCUUGCAACUAGCUCCUAGUCCCCCCAACCAGAGGCGUCAGACCCCCGUCAUGUCCAAACCCGUCAUGCUGCCCCAGUCCCAGACCCACCGCCCAGAUCCACACAGAACUGCACUUCGCUCUGACGGCCUGCCUCCAGAAAUGUUGAAACGGAUGGUGCCUUUCAACUCGUCUUUUAAAUCAAACACCAAACGACAAGUAAUCCAUAGCUAUCACCCCCCUCUUAAUUACUACUCCUGAGUGCCUUUUCUCCGGGUUCUCUCUUCUCCUUUCUUGCUUACACAUUACGUUUCCUCCUGUUGACUGGAGCCUGAGUGAUGGCUCUUCUUUUGUUUUUUUUCAUCAUGUCCUCUCUCUGGUGGCUUCAUCACUGCUUUAAGGUCCAGAUGUGAAUCCUAUGCGUGACUGCAUUUGUAUUGAUUUUUAACAAACAACAGCACUGUGAACAUGUGGUGAGGGAAUGCAUAUCACAGAGUUGUGGUCUCAGUGUUAUUAUGUUGGUUUUAAUGUUUACUGGAAACAGAUGUUGUUUGUUUAUUUACACUUAAUGAUGUGAUUAUUUCUGCGUUAGCUGCACUUUGAUUAGGAAAAGAGACCAUUACUCUCAUUUGAUUUAUUGUUUCCAUUUCACAAAAUGCCAGGGUACAUUUUAUUGUUUGGCUUUCUGUGCAGAACCAACAAUACGUGUGACUUCAUGUAUCAUGUCAAAUGUUGAGUGUUUGCUCAACAACAUGAUAUGAACACUUAUCUGUGUGUGUUUAUUUAAAUGUCAUCCUCGCUAGAUAAAUGUGAUGUCCUUUUGGGAUUCUUUGUUUUGUUUCCCCUGAGAUUAAAUACCUGGGUGUGUGAUCCUGUUUAUUUUUUGUCCUAACUGAAUUAAAAUGGGAGGAUUAAAAUCCACUGUGCUUUCA
Molecule: messenger RNA, 2607 nt
Organism: Labrus mixtus (cuckoo wrasse)
Lineage: Eukaryota; Metazoa; Chordata; Actinopteri; Labriformes; Labridae
Exons: 6
Coding region: 641-1936 (431 amino acids)
Source: RefSeq, a predicted model, not a curated record